Molecule: messenger RNA, 351 nt
Organism: Macrobrachium nipponense
Lineage: Eukaryota; Metazoa; Arthropoda; Malacostraca; Decapoda; Palaemonidae
Product: centrosomal protein of 78 kDa-like
Exons: 3
Coding region: 22-351 (109 amino acids)
Source: RefSeq, a predicted model, not a curated record
UCCACUGUAGACCAUGAUCAUAUGGAGGCUUUAUGCCAUCUUCUUCAAAACAAAGUAACCCCUCAGACAUUGAAAUUUAGUAUACCUACUUCUGAAGAAGUGGGAGUAAAACUUCUUCAGCAAGCAGUCAGAGGAAUAAGUCUCUGCAUAUCACAGUCCUAUACCCUAGCUUCUCUUGAAUUAUCUAAUGUUAAAUUGAGGGGCAACAACCUUGAGUUGCUGUGUCAGGGUCUUUCCAAGUCACGGAAUUUAAAAAUAUUGAGCUUUUCCUCGUGUAGUCUACACGAUACUGGAGUUGAGCGCUUAUGUCAGAGUAUAAAAAAUGUUCCAGCAUUUCAAACCUAUCUUUGA